AUGGAUCAGCAGGUUGUUACUGUGGAUCAGUUCACGGCCGCCAUGGCUUCUAUCCAGGAGGCCUUGGCUAGCCUCCGACAGGAGAUCAGUGGUCAGCAGGGUAGACCACCAAUGGCUCGGGAUGACGCCCAGUAUGACCCUACAGUGCCACCGCCUCCUCCACCCAGUCAGUCAACGCCACAGGUCAUGCCGUUCACUCUGCAUAGUCAGACCGGGGUUGCCCCGCCUCCCAUCACCAUGCCCACCCCGACCUCAGAGGACCCACAUGCUCGCAUGGAUAGGCUUGAGCAGGGUUUGAGACAGUUGAGGACUUCAGAUAGAGCCACUACUUGGGAGGGUUUUGAUGGAGUGUCGGUAGCCAGCUUGCUGGCUAAGUUCAGGAUGCCCGACAUUGAGAGGUAUACUGGCAUUGGUUGUCCACGCCUCCAUCUCCGAUUAUACAGCACCGUGAUGAGGGCUCAUGGACUGGACGAGCCUCAGAUGAUUACUCUUUUCCCACUAUCUUUGAGUGGGGCGGCCCAGCGUUGGUUUGCAUCUCUGGAGGCCUCGAGGCGCCGCACAUGGGACGACUUGGCCCAGGAGUUCUUACGACAGUUUUCAUUUAACACUGUCGUAGAUGUAUCGAGGAGGGAGCUCGAGGCUUUGAGACAGAGGACAGAGGAGUCCGUUUCUUCUUUCAUUUCCCGUUGGCGUGGGAAGAUAGCUGAGAUAGUGGAUAGACCAUCAGAGAGAGACCAGAUUCAGAUGGUUUUGAGGAGCUUACAGCCCAGGAUCGCCAGACAUGUGGUUGGGGUCCCGUUCGCAGAUUUUGGGUUUCUGGUUAUGGCUUUGUACGAUGUUGAGGACGGCAUCUCGAGAGGAUUAUGGACAGAUUCUUCCCCUAGUGAUAUUAAGGGGAAGAAGCCCUUCGUAGGGCCAGCAGAUGUGAGCGCUAUCGGUUCAUCCAGUCAAAGGCCUCCUAGGCGUUAUCAGCCGGUCUCACAGCUCCUUGAGACUCAUCCGUCUUGCACACCUCAGCAGUUCAGGCCACGGGCACCUUGCCCGGCUUUCGAUCAGACAUAUCAGGCUCAGCCAUUGGCUCUACCUUACUAUGCCACUCAGGGCGUUGAGAGGCCUCCUGUUUCAUACACGGCCACUGGACAGCCAUGCUACGCUGCACAGUUCACUCCGAGGCCCGCGCCUUUAUACCCUAGGCCUCGAGCUCAACAGACCUCUGCACCUUUUGCUUUGAGGACGCAGAGACAGUUUUCACAGAUAGGCAUGCCGUUGAGCCAGGCUCUUCGGAAGCUCACAGAGGCCGGUUUGUUGACUGCACUCACUCCGAGACCGCUCCCUCAGCCUCUACCUCCUCAGUUCAGGAUGGAUUUGCAUUGUGCCUAUCAUCAGGGGCUAGGACAUGAGACCGAUCGAUGCACCGCACUGAGGCACGCCAUCCAGGACUUGAUUGAUCAGGGUUUGGUUCACUUGGGUCAGCCGAGUGUAACCCAAAACCCACUACCGGCCCAUACCACGCAUGCAGUUCCUCCUCCAGACGGAGGUAUUCAUUUCCUGGAUUUUGCUGAUUCAGAUGACCAUGUCUACAUGAUGAGCUGGGACGACAUGGAUCCAGAGCCCAUAGAGUUGGAUGAUAUUUAUGAGAUGAGCAGCAUGUCUUUGGGGCCUCAGGUGCCCACUCCAUUCAGAUUAUUUCCUGAGACAGCCUCAGUACAUGCGUCCAUUGUCGAGCCUCCAACUUCCACGCACUAUAGCGUUCAGACGUCGUUCGUCUUAGUCCCAGAUGUUGAGGAGUUUCAGGCUCCACACAGUGAUGAUCCUCAGACUCCGGACGUUCAGUAUAUCCUCCGGGGAGGGAGAGUAUUGAGACAGCCACCUCCAGCCGCUGCCGCUAGACCCUUAGGGGCGUCCUCUAGUACUCAUCGGGAUGCACUGACUCGAGCUCUGAGCCAGAUCAGAGUUGAUACCACGACCACCCCCGAGGGACUCAUUCAUAUGAUGACGGCUGGCAGAGCCGCUUGUAUCGUCUUUUCCGAUGACGACUUGCCGCCAGAGGGUUCAGACCACAUGCGUCCUCUCUAUAUAUCUGUUGGCUGUUCAGGUCGCCGAGUUCCAUCUGUCCUUCUGGACAAUGGCUCGGCCCUGAACGUAUGUCCUCUGGCCACCGCCGUCGCUCUUGGAUACGCACCAUCUGAUUUCGGCCCAUCCACGCAGACCGUCCGAGCUUAUGACAGCACUCGCAGAGAGGUUUUGAGGAUUCCUACAUCCUUUAACCUGCUGUUGGGCCGACCGUGGAUUCACCGAGCUGGAGCCAUUCCUUCUUCACUUCAUCAGAAAGUGAAGUUCAUCCAUGAGGGUCAGGUAGUCGUCGUACAGUCGGCAUGGGACAUGUUCAUUUCCGCUGAGCCCGUGCUCCAGAUCAGCCAUAGCGACGACGACUUACUGCUGACCUGGUUCACUUUUGAUGAGGUACAGACUCUCGAGCUAGAGGACUUUUGCCGAGACUUCGUCGCUAUGUCCUUUGACCAUCAUGGUAGCGUUGUAGUGCUUGAUAUGAUGAGAGACAUGUCCUAUCUUCCUGGCAUGGGAUUGGGUCGACGUUAG
Molecule: messenger RNA, 2598 nt
Organism: Vitis vinifera (wine grape)
Lineage: Eukaryota; Viridiplantae; Streptophyta; Magnoliopsida; Vitales; Vitaceae
Exons: 3
Coding region: 1-2598 (865 amino acids)
Source: RefSeq, a predicted model, not a curated record